Octodon degus (degu) is the source of this 2746-nucleotide messenger RNA. RefSeq names its product epithelial cell transforming 2 (gene Ect2). Lineage: Eukaryota; Metazoa; Chordata; Mammalia; Rodentia; Octodontidae. The record is from RefSeq and is a predicted model, not a curated record. Gene Ontology annotation, biological process: intracellular signal transduction; activation of GTPase activity; mitotic cytokinesis. Bases 77 to 2746 code for a protein of 889 amino acids. The transcript is spliced from 24 exons. Gene Ontology annotation, cellular component: cell cortex; nucleus. Gene Ontology annotation, molecular function: GTPase activator activity; guanyl-nucleotide exchange factor activity.
GCAGAGGGGAGUCGGUGCCUGAAGAGGUGGAUCUCACAGAACUUUUAGAGAGCGCCAACUUAGAGCACUACAAACAAUGGCUGACAAUAGUAUAUUAGCAUCUACUACUGGGAGGACUAGUUUGGCAGAUAUUUCCAUUUUUGAUUCUAAAGUUGCUGAAACUUCCAAGGAAAACCUAUUUAUCAGAUGUACUUCAUAUGCUGAAGAAGAAAUGCCUCAGAUUGAAACAAGAGUGGUAAUGGUUCAAGAAGCUGGAAGACAAGAAGAACUUAUAAAAGCUUUAAAGACUAUUAAAAUAAUGGAAGUCCCUGUUAUAAAGCUAAGAGAAAGUUGUCCUGGAAAAUCGGAUGAAAAAUUAAUAAAAAGUGUUAUUAAUAUGGACAUUAAAGUACCCUGUGUAACGAUGGACUCAAUGGAAGAGUUUGAAAGUUUGGAUUCUCCAGAAUUUGAGAAUGUGUUCAUAGUCACAGAGUUCCAGGAUUCUGUCUUUAAUGACUUACACAAGGGUGACUGUAGAAUUAUUGGACCACCAGUUGUGUUAAGCUGUGCACAAAAAGGAGAGCCUUUGCCAUUUUCAUGUCGCCCGUUAUAUUGUACAAGUAUGAUGAAUUUAGUUUUAUGCUUUACUGGCUUCAGGAAGAAAGAAGAACUAGUCAGAUUGGUGACAUUGGUCCAUCAUAUGGGUGGAGUUAUUCGAAAAGAUUUUAAUUCAAAAGUUACACAUUUGGUGGCAAACUGCACACAAGGAGAAAAAUUCAGGGUUGCUGUGAGUCUGGGUACUCCAAUUAUGAAGCCAGACUGGAUUUAUAAAGCAUGGGAAAGACGGAAUGAACAGAAUUUCUGUGCAGCAAUUGAUGAUUUUAGAAAUGAAUUUAAAGUUCCUCCAUUUCAAGAUUGCAUUUUAAGUUUCCUGGGAUUUUCAGAUGAAGAGAAAACCAGUAUGGAAGAAAUGACUGAAAUGCAAGGAGGUAACUGUUUACCAGUUGGAGAUGAAAGAUGCACUCACCUUAUAGUUGAAGAGAAUAUAGUAAAAGAACUUCCAUUUGAACCUUCAAAGAAACUUUAUGUUGUCAAGCAAGAGUGGUUCUGGGGAAGCAUUCAAAUGGAUGCUCGCGCUGGAGAGACUAUGUAUUUGUAUGAAAAGGCUAAUACUCCUGAGCUCAAGAAAUCAGUGUCCCUGCUUUCUCUACAUACCCCAAACAGCAAUCGCAAAAGACGUCGUUUAAAAGAGACACUUGCUCAGCUUUCAAAAGAGACAGACUUGUCACCUUUUCCUCCCCGGAAGCGACCAUCGGCUGAGCAUUCUCUUUCUAUAGGAUCACUCCUUGAUAUUUCCAAUACUCCAGAGUCUAGCGUCAACUAUGGAGAAACCCCAAAGUCUUGUAGUAAGUCUUCUAAAAAUUCUACCCCAGUUCCUUCAAAGCAGUCAGCCAGGUGGCAAGUUGCAAAAGAGCUUUAUCAGACUGAAAGUAAUUAUGUAAAUAUAUUGGCAACGAUUAUUCAAUUAUUUCAGGUACCAUUGGAAGAGGAAGGACAGCGUGGUGGUCCUAUCCUUGCACCAGAAGAGAUUAAGACUAUUUUUGGUAGCAUUCCAGAUAUCUUUGAUGUGCACACUAAGAUAAAGGAUGAUCUGGAAGACCUGAUUAUUAAUUGGGAUGAGAGCAAAAGCAUUGGUGAUAUCUUUCUUAAAUAUAUAAACCAAGCUAAGCCGGAAUGUGGACGACAAAGCCUUGUUGAACUUCUCAUCCGACCAGUACAGAGGUUACCUAGUGUUGCAUUACUUUUAAAUGAUCUUAAGAAACAUACAGCCGAUGAAAAUCCUGACAAAAGCACUUUAGAGAAAGCUAUUGGAUCACUAAAAGAAGUAAUGACGCAUAUCAAUGAGGAUAAAAGAAAAACAGAAGCACAAAAGCAAAUUUUUGAUGUUGUUUAUGAAGUAGAUGGAUGCCCGGCUAAUCUUUUAUCUUCCCACCGAAGUUUGGUGCAACGAGUUGAAACUGUUUCUCUAAGUGAGCACCCCUGUGACAGAGGAGAACAAGUUACUCUCUUUCUCUUCAAUGACUGCCUUGAGAUAGCAAGAAAACGCCACAAAGUUAUUGGCACUUUUAGAAGUUCACCUGGCCAUACUCGACCCCCGGCUUCUCUUAAGCAUAUUCAUCUAAUGCCCCUUUCUCAGAUUAAGAAGGUGCUGGAUAUAAGAGAGACAGAAGAUUGCCGUAAUGCUUUUGCCUUGCUUGUGAGGCCACCAACAGAGCAGGAAAACGUGCUGCUCAGUUUCCAGAUGACAUCAGAUGAUCUUCCAAAGGACAGCUGGCUGAAGAUGCUGUGCCGACACGUAGCCAACACCAUUUGUAAAGCAGAUGCGGAAAAUCUCAUGUACACUGCUGACCCAGAAUCCUUUGAAGUAAAUACAAAAGAUAUGGAUAGUACACUGAGUAGAGCAUCUAGAGCAAUAAGAAAGACUUCAAAAAAGGUUACAAGAGCAUUUUCUUUUUCCAAAACUCCGAAACGAGCCCUACGGAUGGCUCUCAUGCCAUCCUAUAACUCAGUGGAGGGCAGAAGCCCUCCCAGCAGCGAGAAGCACACAGUGAGUCGCCUUGCUAGCACAUCAUCACUAGCAAGCUGUGGCAAGGUCAACUCUCACGGAGGCCAGCCACUGUACUGGGUUGACACUGAAGAUGGAGCCAUGGCUGGAGCAGCCAGGGAAAAGAAUGCUGCCAAGACUCACAUGUCCAGGACCCAGUGA